UCCCUUCUCUCGGUCCGGUGGUGAUUGUUUGAUAACACUCUUGUCGGGAUGGCUUCGACUAUCUCCAAUUUAAUUUUUAAGAUUUUGUGUGAUAAUGACGGUUGUUUAGAUUUAAGGCAGCUGAAUGCGGAACUCGCACGGAGCAGUUUUGGUGUUAAAGUGGCGAACCUGCGCUCCGUCCUUAUCGAUGACGGUAAAAUUGCGAUUCGGACUAACAAACAAAGAUGCCCGGGGCAUGACAUCGGGCCUGACAGUCUGAUAGUCGCUAAAACCAGUCUGAGACUUUGCCAGAGAAAAGUUGGGGAAUGCACCCAGUGUGAUAGUUUACACCUGUGCAGGUAUUUUGUCUGCGGAGGUUGCACUUUCGGACCAAAGUGUAAAAAUCCGCACAGUCUGGCUUCCUCACACAACGCGGAGAUUUUAAAGAGAUAUGGUCUUCAGGAUUUGACAGAGAAACAACUCUCGCAGCUUUUAUUGCAGAAUGACCCUUUUCUGCUUCCUGAGGUUUGUCCUCAUUACAAUAAGGGUGAUGGUCUGUUUGGCUCCUGCAAAUACCCCACCUCCUGCAGAAAGCUUCAUGUCUGCCAGCAUUUCCUCCAGGAGGAUUGCAAGUUUGGCUCUGGAUGCAAGAGAAGCCACAGAAUUGAUGAAGAAGGCAUUAAGCUUUUCAAAGGAUUCAGUCCGGGGAAUAUCCAAAGCCUCUACAAGAUCUACAGGAAUAAAUUCAUCAUCACUGCAAAACAAGAGAGUCAAGCUGUUGUUCCAGUGUUUCCAGCGGUGACAUCUAUUCGUCAGCCGCCUUCCCAGCAGCCUUUGAAAAUCAGCUCUGGACCCCUCUCCAAACCAAACAGCGAUGUCGAUAGGCAUGAAAUCUGUCUCUUCAAUAUUCGCACAACCUGCAGCUUUAAAGAGAACUGUGUGCGUGUCCAUUGGAACCUACCUUACAAAUGGGAGGUCUUAGACACAGAUGGUGUAACUUGGAAAGACUUGCCUGAUAUGGAAGAAAUUGAAAAGGCAUAUUCUGACCCAUCAUUGAACACUAGCUGCAUGGAUCCUCUCCUCUCUGGGUUAUUUGCUAUGACUCUGAAUCUCAGAGCUGCAUCUAUAAAUCAAGAGUAUGUUGACUUUAAAUCAAUGACCUAUCACGGCUCUCCGGUCCGCCGCCUGUCCACUGCGUCUUCUGUCUUACAUCCACCACACUUUAUUCUCACAACUCAGUGGAUCUGGUACUGGAAGGAAGACGAUGGAUCGUGGAUCGAGUAUGGAAAGGGUGGGGGAGGCACCACAGUGUCUUCUGAAACACUGGAGAAAAUGUACCUGGCAGAAAAAGAUGCAGAGGUCCCUUUCCAGGCAGGCAAACAUCAAUAUAUUCUUCAUUUUAAAAGUGCAGAAGGAAGCCAGAUGUAUCAGAAGAAUAUAAAGUACCAAACCAAGAGAGAGAUCCGAAGGAGGCCUCGCUUUCUGUCAGCUAAGGAUGUGAAGGACCUCAAGAGUGGAUCAGUACUACUUUCCAGCUCCUCCACAGUUGAACAUAUUCCAUCCCACUGGUGCAAGAAAGCCCUGCCUGAUAUUGGAUAUAAGCUCGUGCUUCUCUCAAGUCCUGAUCCACAUUAUAAGGUUGAAGAGAAUUUCAGACGCACCAUGCAGUUUAGUAGAAUUGAAAGCAUCCAGAGGAUCCAGAACCCGUCUUUGUGGAAAGUCUUUCAAUGGCAGAAGGACCAGAUGCAGAAGAGGAAUGGUGGGAAAAAUGUGGAUGAAAAGUUUUUAUUCCAUGGAACCGAAGAUCACUUGGUUGAUGCCAUCUGUGAUCAAAACUUUGACUGGAGGAUGUGUGGCGUUCAUGGAACAGCCUAUGGCAAAGGGAGCUAUUUUGCCAGAGAUGCAUCCUACUCAGACAAAUAUUCCAGAGUGGGAAGAAGUCUGAAUAAGAUCAUGUUUGUUGCUCGAGUGCUGGUUGGUGAAUACACAAAGGGAAGGAGCAGCUAUGUUCGACCACCAACCAAACCAGGAAGCAAAGCCUUCUACGACAGCUGCGUUGACUCUGUUAGCAACCCCAGCAUAUUUGUGAUCUUUGAAAAACAGCAGAUUUAUCCAGAGUACCUUAUCAAAUACAGAUAAGAAAAGAAUGUUUAUUUUCUAUUCCAGAUAGAUUAGAAAAAUCUAUAAUGUAAUGCUUUUUAGCUUAAAGCAACGGUGCACAUAAGGGAACAUUUUGCUGGGUAUUUUGGUGAAUAUGAACAUAUUUCACAUUUUUUUUCUUUUUUUUGCUCUUUAUUGCCAAAUAUUGCAAUUUAGUGGGAUUGAGUGUGGAUCACAAACCAGAUAGUUAAAAUGAUAACAAACAAAAAUAAAUAAAACAGGUGUACAACAAUUGAAAAUAAUGUGGAAUUGAAAUGGACAAACAGCACAGCCUGUGGGAGUUAAUUUUUCAUCUUUUUGACUUGACUUUAGCACUUUUUUUGUUUUAUACAUCUGUUUUUCCCAGUCUUGUGUGAAUAUUUCUUCUUUCAUCUUGGCUAAUAAUUGAGUCUUCCAUUUUUAAGAUAUUUUCUAUGGUGACCAGCCAUUAACCAUAUGUUGCUAUCUCAGUCUUAAGCUAGGUUGUUUUUUUGUUUUUUGUUCUUUUUGCAGCCACCAACAGUAUUUCAAUUAGAUUUUGGUCAUUCUCAUGCACAUUUUUCUGCAAGUGUCCUAGACAUAACACACAACAAAAACAAUGUGUCAUUGAUGUUCUACUCCCCUCUGAAGACACACACUUCCAGUGGAGGUUUUAAAAGAAGCAGCGUCCUUUUUCAACUUUCUGUCUUGCCGGUAGCCACCUCGGCUGCGUAAGGCUAGACAGUAAAGCAUUAAAGUAGCAACCAGAACACCUCUUGAGAAGUCUGCGCUCACAGGACAAAGUCAGACUGCCUUUUUCC
This is a messenger RNA of Cyprinodon tularosa, 2918 nucleotides long. RefSeq names its product protein mono-ADP-ribosyltransferase PARP12-like. The record is from RefSeq and is a predicted model, not a curated record. Gene Ontology annotation, molecular function: metal ion binding; NAD+ poly-ADP-ribosyltransferase activity. The transcript is spliced from 11 exons. Lineage: Eukaryota; Metazoa; Chordata; Actinopteri; Cyprinodontiformes; Cyprinodontidae. Bases 49 to 2118 code for a protein of 689 amino acids.